Messenger RNA from Moneuplotes crassus, 1475 nucleotides. The record is from the annotation of a GenBank genome assembly. Lineage: Eukaryota; Ciliophora; Spirotrichea; Euplotida; Euplotidae.
AUGUAUAUAAUUUUCACACAUUCUUUAUAGUCCUUCGAACAGAAGAAAGUUCUUUUCCAAGACUGGAAUCCCCAAACGAGAGUUCAUUUUCUCCAGAAACGAAAAGUAGCUCACACAGCACACCCAGAAAUUGGGAGGAAAUGUCAGAAAGGAGUUGCCUUUAUAACAUAAAUGAGGACCUUUCAUGAGUAGACCCCAGAAGAAUGGAGUCUAAAUUUACAAAAUCUGGGUCUUCCAAAACUCAGCCCCAACUAAAAGAUCAAUCUAGAACGAAAUCUCAGCAAAAAGCAGUUCAUUUCAGCUGUAACAAAUAUUUGAGAUCCAGAAUUCCACUCAGCAAGCAAAAAUUGUUGAAUUAUGAGAAGUGAAAGACUCAAAAAUGAAGAUUCAACUUAGGAAUUCCCUUGAAGAAGAAUGGGAAUAUGACCCAGUUUGCUAGAUCAGCAAUGAGAGGCAGAAGACAGAGAGCACUUACACAAGAUAGGACUCCCUGAACCAAUGCUACAGUUUGGCCAGAACAGAAGCAAUCUACAGCUAUCAUUGACCUCACCCCCAGGGAAUCCUGGUCCCGAAUCAAGAGCCGAAGGUCCAAGUCUAAAUUUUGCGAGGAUACAACAGACUAUUCUUCCAAGAAGGCAAGAGAGGUUAGGAAUGGUUUAGAGCCAUCACCAUCGAUCCAGCCUGGGCUCCAACAAGCUCUUAAUGACGAAAUUCCGGCAGUGUUUAAUAACUCAAACAUAAAAACUAUUAUUGCAAAUCAGUCUUUGAGAGAUAAUUUAAACCCACGACAAGUGCACAAGCUGCUCAACUACACUACCUCUUUCCAGGUAUCUCAAAGAAGCCAAAUCUCACACAGACACACUCAAAAGAUGCCUUCCAGUGGGGCCCAAAACAGAAGAAAUCUGAAUAAGUCUUGCAACUUCUUAGUCAAAAGUGAAAAGAUCUCAUUGAGCAUAAGGCAUAAAAAUUUGGUAAAACUAGGCUCUCCUUUCAAAGUGAAACUUGGAGGAGGGUACACUAACGGAAUCUUGCCCACACGGCUAUCAAAUGAGGAAGCUCAGAUGAUGAGUAUCUCUAAUAACUCUACUUUGGAUGCAAAGACAACCGAAGCUCCUCUGAAGAGAAGCUUCAAGAAUACUUUGUACUCACAGAGUUUCAAGCUCAAGCUUCGAAAUAUGAGUAGAGGAAACACCAAGAAGGUUAGAGAAAAACACUUUAGGAAAUUGAAUAAUCUGACAAAACAGGACAUUUCAAAAAUUGUAAUGGAUCACAUUGGAAAGAGCAAGCUGAACCAAAGGGCGAAAGGCUUAGCCUGAAACGAACCUGACAAGCAGCAAACAUCUCCCUGUACAGCUGCGAAAAGCUGAGCCUCUGGAAUCAGGAAAGAAGUAGCAUACAUUCCGUAUGUAUCUUCUAGUGACAAGGACACAGUAUAUAUCGACUGUGGUUCAAGUACUCGGAUGAAUAUUUUAUAA